AUAUAUAUACCUCUCAGUGCCUGAGGACAGCCACUGUCCCUGUACUGUCACACUCAGAGCAGGCAUCAUGUCAGGAGCUGCAACCAAACUAGCCAAAGACAGGGCUACAGCCGAUGGAAUCGGUACACCAAAGAACCCGGUGAAAUACCUAAACCAGGACUUUGAGCAGCUACAAGCCCAGUGCCUGGCAUCCAACACUCUUUUCAAAGAUGAUCAGUUUCCUGCAUGCCCCUCCGCCUUGGGGUAUAAAGAGCUAGGCCCAUUCUCCGCGAAAACACAAGGGAUUGUGUGGAAAAGGCCGACGGAGAUUUGUGACAACCCUCAAUUCAUUGUGGAUGGAGCCACCCGGGCGGACAUCUGUCAAGGUGCCCUAGGUGACUGCUGGCUCCUGGCUGCCAUCGCCUCCCUCACCUUGGAUCAGGACAUUUUAGCCCGCGUUGUUCCAGAGAAUCAGAGCUUUCAGAAGAACUAUGCCGGAAUCUUCCGCUAUCAGUUCUGGCAAUAUGGUGAGUGGGUGGAAGUGGUGGUGGAUGAUCGUCUCCCAACGAAGGAUGGACACUUGGUAUUUGUACACUCAGCAGAGGGGAAUGAAUUCUGGGGAUCACUGCUGGAAAAGGCCUACGCCAAGCUAAAUGGAUCAUAUGAAGCCCUGACAGGUGGGAGCACAAUUGAAGGCUUUGAGGAUUUCACAGGGGGGAUAUCGGAGGUGUAUGAUCUGAAGAAAGCGCCGGCUGAUCUCUACGAAAUUAUCCAGAAGGCUCUAAAAGCAGAUUCACUGCUCGGGUGCUCUAUCGAUAUUACAAAUGCUUAUGAUACAGAAGCCAUCACAAGCCGGAAGCUGGUGAAGGGACACGCAUAUUCUGUGACCGGAGCAGAAGAGGUUGUCUACAAGGGUCAGAAUGUCCAGCUGGUCCGGGUGAGGAAUCCCUGGGGCGAGGUGGAAUGGAACGGCCCCUGGAGUGACGAAGCCCCAGAAUGGAAUUUUAUUGAUCCCAAAGUGAGGGCAGCUCUGGACAAGCAGUCAGAUGAUGGGGAAUUCUGGAUGGCAUUUUCCGAUUUUAUUAGAGAAUAUUCUCGCGUGGAGAUCUGUAACCUGAGUCCUGACACUCUGACCAGUAAUGAGCAGCACAAGUGGAAUACCACUCUGUUUAAUGGGACCUGGGCUCGAGGGUCAACAGCAGGAGGGUGCCAGAAUUACCCAGCAACAUUCUGGACGAACCCCCAGUUUCGGAUAAAACUGGAAGAGCCAGAUCAUGAUCAUGAUGGAUCCUCCAAAGAACCUUGCUGUACCUUUAUUGUGGGCCUCAUGCAGAAGAACAGGAGGCGACAGAGAAAAAUGGGCGAGGAUUUGUUGAGUAUCGGCUUUACGUUGUACAAGGUUCCUAAAGAGUCUCAGGACCAAACAGACGUCCACUUCAGCAAGGAUUUUUUCCAGAGGAAUGCCUCCGCUGCUCGAUCUGACACUUACAUCAACAUGCGGGAAGUCUCUAAGCGCAUGAAGUUACCCGUGGGGGAUUAUCUCAUUGUACCCUCCACUUUUGAACCUUUUAAAACUGGAGACUUCUGCCUGCGUGUCUUCUCUGAAAAAGCUGCCAAAUCCCUGGAAGUUGGAGAUGUGGCAAAAGCAAAUCCUUAUGAGCCUCAAGUAUCCGACAAAGAUGUGCCUGACGACUUCAAGAAUAUUUUCGAUAAACUGGCAGGGGGUAAAGGAGAAAUUAAUGCCAAGGAUAUUCAGGCAAUUCUCAACAAACUUCUGGCCAGAAGAACAGACUUAAAGUCCACUGGAUUUACAAUGGCAACGUGCAGAGAGAUGAUCUCCCUCAUGGAUAUGGAUGGCACUGGAACGCUGAGUCUGAUAGAAUUUAGAACCCUCUGGAUGAAGAUACAGAAAUAUGUGGAUAUCUUUAAUAAAGCAGACACUGACAGAUCAGGCACCAUGGAUGCCCAUGAAAUGAGGAUAGCAUUACACAAUGCAGGAUUUAAUCUUAACAACCAGAUCCAGCAGAGCAUCGCUCAGCGCUACGCUGCAAACGACCUGACUGUAAACUUUGAUGCAUUUAUUGCCUGCAUGAUACGUCUGGAGACUUUGUUCAGAAUGUUUAACCUUUUAGACAAGAAUAAAAGCGGAACCAUUGAUCUGACCUUACCCGAGUGGAUCUGCUCUACCGUGGUUUAGAAGACAUUGUGGAUGGGACAGAUGUGCCUUUUUGAUGAUUUAAAUAUUUUUGCUACUUUUUUUAAUGAUAAACCCUAAACUAGAAGUUUACUUUUUUGCCUGUUGGUUCAACGAAACAUUAAUUACUGUAACAGAGGUUAAAAUAGCUUGUAUGAUCGCAACAUGCUGUCCUUUGCUGACCACUUGGUUUGGUGCAAGUUUAUGCCAGUACUUAUAUGAUGAAGAAAUGCUAUCCUUGCUAAUAAACCUGUCAUGGGACCUGU
Molecule: messenger RNA, 2439 nt
Organism: Rana temporaria (common frog)
Lineage: Eukaryota; Metazoa; Chordata; Amphibia; Anura; Ranidae
Gene: CAPN8
Product: calpain 8
Exons: 21
Coding region: 68-2176 (702 amino acids)
Biological process (GO): proteolysis
Cellular component (GO): cytoplasm
Molecular function (GO): calcium-dependent cysteine-type endopeptidase activity; calcium ion binding
Source: RefSeq, a predicted model, not a curated record